Molecule: messenger RNA, 2033 nt
Organism: Eucalyptus grandis
Lineage: Eukaryota; Viridiplantae; Streptophyta; Magnoliopsida; Myrtales; Myrtaceae
Product: hydroxymethylglutaryl-CoA lyase, mitochondrial
Exons: 9
Coding region: 735-2033 (432 amino acids)
Biological process (GO): L-leucine catabolic process; ketone body biosynthetic process
Cellular component (GO): mitochondrion
Molecular function (GO): hydroxymethylglutaryl-CoA lyase activity
Source: RefSeq, a predicted model, not a curated record
UUUGAGUUCUCUUUAGUUUGUUUUCUGUGAACUUUUUACUUGCUCUGUUGGUUGAUGAGAAAGCGAAGAAGCAGAUGCUAAUAUGAGAGCCAAUUGCCAGUUGGGGCUUUGUGAUCCACGCUAGGAAGCUAGAGUAAUGAGUGAAAGACAAUGCUCUUAGAUCAGUCCAAUUUGGCUGGUUUUGUUGUUCUUUUUGACGAAACCUUGCGACUUCGGAGUAAUGUGUGAUCUGUUGUAGUUCAAAAGUGGCAUCAGUGAAUGAUGUGUAGCUGUUUUCAGAUGCUCUUGUUCAUUUUCUAUCAAGUCACCUGCAGUCAUGUCUCAAUAAAUUGCUGAAUUUACGGAGGAAGCACGAACCUAUCUUUUACCAAAGAAAUUUCUGAACACCGUCUAUGCAAAAAUUGUUUGCCUCAUUAUUGGUCGAGGAGUUUAUGUUUCGCAUCAAUGCCGUCCCACCAGAAGGUAUCUGUACUUUGAUCUGUGAGCAUUAAUCCUCUGGGGGUGGCUUAGAUUCAACGACAUAUUGGUCACGAGUUUUGAUGCUUACACUGCACGGAAGUUUGAAAGCUGCUUAUCAGAACAAAAGAUGGUAACUGGAGGGAGCUAAAAUGAUAUUAAAGAGAAGCAUAAUGUGGUCCUUUUUAGAUGUGCGCUAAAUGUAUUGAGUAGCCGAUAUUUGUGUUGUCCGACUCUGUUAUCUUGGAUUUCCAAUUACUUGUGUACCCGUUUUCACAAUGUCGAGUUUGGAGGAACCACUUGGUCUUGACAAGUUGCCCAGCAUGAGUACUAUUGAUAGGAUUCAGAGGUUCUCAUCCGGUGCAUGUCGACCAAGAAUGGAUGAUAUGGGAAUGGGGAGUUGCUGGAUUGAAGGAAGGGAUUGUAGCUCAUCAAACAGUUGCAGCAAUGAUUAUGACGAGUUUACAGAAGACUCAUUCCCAUGGACAAGACAUACCCGAAAUGGGUCCAAAAAUGACUCCUACGCUCGAUCUUCAAAUGGAGGCAGGAAGGACUUGGUGGCUGGCAGUACAUGUACUUCCUGGUACUUCCCAGACCAUCAGUAUAGAUCCAAGUGUGAUGAAAAAAGCAUGCGCACCACGUCGAACAAGUUUUUGACAGGUAUUCCGAAGUUUGUGAAGAUUGUGGAAGUAGGUCCAAGGGAUGGAUUACAGAAUGAGAAAAAUACGGUGCCUACCGCAAUUAAGGUGGAAUUGAUACGGAGAUUAGUGUCUUGUGGGUUGCCUGUGGUUGAAGCCACAAGCUUUGUAUCACCUAAAUGGGUUCCCCAGCUGGCGGAUGCAAAGGAUGUAAUGGAAGCAGUACACGAUUUGGAGGAUGCCAGAUUGCCUGUUCUGACCCCUAAUAUGAAAGGAUUUCAAGCAGCUGUAGCAGCUGGUGCUAAGGAAGUAGCAGUGUUUGCAUCUGCUUCCGAGUCCUUUUCAAAGUCAAACAUUAAUUGUAGCAUUGAAGAGAGUCUUGCACGUUACCGUGCUGUUGCUCAAGCUGCUAAAGCGCUCUCAAUCCCUGUCCGUGGGUAUGUCUCGUGUGCCAUUGGAUGUCCAGUAGAAGGAGCAAUUGCACCUUCAAAAGUUGCUUAUGUGGCAAGAGAGCUACAUGACAUGGGCUGCUUCGAAAUUUCCCUUGGAGAUACAAUUGGGGUUGGUACUCCUGGAACUGUUGUUCCAAUGCUUGAAGCUGUAAUGGCUGUUGUCCCAGCUGACAAACUUGCUGUUCACUUUCAUGACACCUAUGGGCAGUCUCUCCCGAAUAUUUUGAUAUCCCUCCAAAUGGGAAUUAGCACAGUAGAUUCCUCCGUUGCGGGAUUGGGCGGUUGUCCCUAUGCGAAGGGAGCAACAGGAAACGUUGCAACAGAGGAUGUGGUUUACAUGCUCAAUGGGCUCGGCGUGAAGACCAAUGUGGACCUUGCAAAGCUCAUGAAGGCUGGAGAAUUCAUAAGCAAACAUUUGUGCCGGCCAUCUGGUUCAAAGACAGCCGUUGCCUUAUGCCGUGCUACAGCAGAUGCCUCUAAGAUAUGA